AUGGCAAUGCCAAGUACGAUGCAACCUGAACAAAAUCUCUCUCAUAAACGUCAAAAAACAUCCGAGUCAUCUCUCUUGGCCACACCAACAGGUGUAGCAAAUGUCGCACAAUAUAGAGCCGAUCAUAAUCCCACAAAGAAAUGGCAAGCAGUCUUGACUCGAGUAAUUAUGAAGUCUAGUCAUGGUAGGAAUCUUUGUCCAAUAGCCAUGGGACACGUCUAUCUCAUCGUCUUGGUCUUCAUAUGCCAAUUCUCAGUAUUUAGAGAAGUGACCAACUUAUUUCAAGUAGGAUAUAAAGCCUAA
Molecule: messenger RNA, 303 nt
Organism: Melampsora larici-populina 98AG31
Lineage: Eukaryota; Fungi; Basidiomycota; Pucciniomycetes; Pucciniales; Melampsoraceae
Exons: 2
Coding region: 1-303 (100 amino acids)
Source: RefSeq, a predicted model, not a curated record